Phyllopteryx taeniolatus (common seadragon) is the source of this 2497-nucleotide messenger RNA. RefSeq names its product peripherin 2b (retinal degeneration, slow) (gene prph2b). Gene Ontology annotation, cellular component: membrane. Bases 168 to 1190 code for a protein of 340 amino acids. The record is from RefSeq and is a predicted model, not a curated record. Gene Ontology annotation, biological process: visual perception. NCBI's taxonomy places the organism in Eukaryota, Metazoa, Chordata, Actinopteri, Syngnathiformes, Syngnathidae. The transcript has 3 exons.
AGCGAGCGGAGUCGCCGACUUAGCGCCGGACAACUUGUGAGCUGUGGCCGCGAGCGACGGGAGCCCCCUCGGCCCCCCGCCACCGUCUCCUGGCCUGACGGAUGCGGAGGCUGAGUUAGCGUAGCCGCAAAUUCCAAGCGCAAAGGUUGGUUUUCCGCCACGUCAAGAUGCCCUUCAUGCCGGUCAAGUUCAACCUGCAGAAGCGGGUCAAGCUGGCCCAGGGUCUGUGGAUCCUCUACUGGACGUCGGUCCUGGUGGGAGUCCUCCUCUUCGGCCUGGGCGUCUUCUUCAAGGUGGAGCUGCGCAAGAGAAGCGAGCUGAUGGACGAGAGCGAGAGCCACUUGGUGCCCAACCUGCUGAUCCUGGCCGGGCUGCUGGCCUGCGUCCUCAACGCCUUCGGGGGCAAAGUGUGCCACGACUCCCUGGACCCGCUCAAGUACUCCAAGUGGAAGCCCUUGCUGAGCAGGUUCCUGCUGCUGUGCUGCGCUUUCAACGUUUUGCUGCUGCUGCUGGCGCUGCUCUGCUUCCUCAUGCAGUUCGCCAUCUACCUGACGCUGUCCCAAGGUCUGAAGAGCAGCAUCCGCUUCUACAAGGACACCGACACGCCGGGACGCUGCUUCAUGAAACGCACUCUGGACUUGACGCAGAUCGAGUUCCGCUGCUGCGGCAACGUCAACUUCAGGGACUGGUUCGAGGUCCAGUGGAUCAGCAACCGCUACCUGGACAUGAGCAACGACGAGGUCAAAGAUCGCGUCCUGAGCAACGUGGACGGAAAGUUCCUGAUGGACAGCGUUCCGUUCAGCUGCUGCAAUCCGGGAUCCCCUCGGCCGUGCAUCCAGCACCACCUGACCAACAACUCGGCCCACUACGACUACGACCACCGCACCGAGGAGCUCAACAUCUGGACGCGGGGCUGCCGCGAGACCCUGUUUUCAUACUUCAGCAGCCUAAUGACCAGCAUCGGCGUGCUCAUCAGCGCCACCGUUCUGCUGGAGUGUGCAGACAUGGCGGGCUUGAAGUACCUGAGCACGGCUCUGGAGACCAUGGCGGACCCCGAGAACCCCGAGUGCGAGAGCGAAGGCUGGCUGCUGGAGAAGAGUGUCAAAGAGACGCUGGCGGAGACGCUGGCCAAAAUCAAGACGCUGGGCAAGUCCAACCACGUCGAGGAAGGAGAGGAGGCCGGCGCCUGAGACGCGCGCCCGCUGGCAGACGCACACGAACGCGCGCUGUAAAUAACCACGUCACAAACAUGGUGCGCCCUAAGAUUGCAUUGGGCUCUUCUUAGAGAACACGCCAUCACUUUUUUUUAACCUUUGUAGUCAAAAAUACACACACUGUAAAUAGAUGCAUCACAAACAAGAUGGAUGAACAGAAAAUCAUGUUCAAUUCGCACGACUUUUUCUAACCCGGGCAGCCAAAUACACGAACGCACUCUCACACACGCACACGUGUCGACAUUUUCAAAGUUUUUCUUUGCUCCUUCUAACGGUUGUGAUGUUUUGUUGUCUUGCAGAGAUUUUAGUCCCAAAAAGUAUAAAGAUAGGAUGAUUGACAUCCAAGCGUGUCACUCAUCUUUCUUGCUUGUCCUCGGUGUGCGUUGUGCGGCGAGACAGAAGUCCACCCUGGAGAUUUAUUUGUCAAUUGAAUGAAUGGAAUUGUAGAAGACUGUUUGUUGUUGUUGUUGUUUUUGCUGGACAAGCCGUCGGACCCAGGCGAGCGAGCCCAGCCUCUCUCCGGGAAGGGACAGCUGCCUGGGAGUCGUGCCGAUGCAAUCGCCGAUGUGGCCGCCAGAGAGCGCUCUCGACUCCACUCCCAACUUCGAGAGGCGCAAUCGGGCCCAAGCCUGACCGUCAACGGCUCCCUAGAUUGGCAGUUUCAACCAUAAACAUCCCACACGCUACGAUCCCAAAACGCUUUCAUGCAGGGACAUUUGCAAGAUCGAUUUCACUGUUGUGUACAUUUGAAGGCAAUUUCUAUGAAAGAGAAGCAUAGCAAUCAGAUGAAGGCUCAUUGAAUGUUGAGCCACAGCAAAAGAGGAACGAUUGGAUUUAUAAAAGCCUCAUAUUGGAAGAUGGCUAGCAGUGCGCACGUUUAACGUCGCUUUUUUAGGGGUUUUCAUUGCAUUAUUCUUGAGUAUUUUUGUAAAACAUACGCACGGUUGCAUUGUACUUCCUAUUUCUAUUCAUGAGUAGUGGUUUUUAGCAAUAUCCAGUUGUACUUUCUGAUACACAGUGGAACUUGAUCGAAUAUGCAGUCUUGCGCUGUCCAAUUGUAGUGUCGGGUAGUGGGGAGGCCUGCAGCUUCGGUUCCGCUGCCCCCCCGCCUACCACCGGUCGUGCUUAUUACACAGACUCAUCGCUGUGGUUCCCUUGCUUGAUGCUCCACAUUGCAAAUCAACCAUGUCGUCCGAGACGGUAGAGUAAGCUCCUCGUUCUUUUGCACACUAGACACUCUGUCUGUCGCCUACCGCUGAAUGAAUAAAUGAAUGAUCUGCGUA